Messenger RNA from Lucilia cuprina (Australian sheep blowfly), 4676 nucleotides. Its product is annotated as mucin-5AC. The record is from RefSeq and is a predicted model, not a curated record. The transcript has 8 exons. NCBI's taxonomy places the organism in Eukaryota, Metazoa, Arthropoda, Insecta, Diptera, Calliphoridae. The coding region runs from base 656 to 4306 and encodes 1216 amino acids. Gene Ontology annotation, cellular component: cytoplasm; plasma membrane.
UGAUGUGGCAUCACUAUAAAUAUGGCGUCGAAAAUAAGUUGCAAGAGAUUUUAUUAAUUACUGCAUUUAUAAUAAAAAUUUAAUAAAAAUACGUUAGUUUCAUAUGUAAAUAGCUAAAAAUAGUGAAAUAAUAAUAUAUUGUUUAAAUAAUAAAUAAAUCAAUAUUAAAGAAAAUUUAAAAUUAUAGCAGAUAUAGAGAAAAAAAGAAAGGAACAAUUUUAACGUUUUGCAAAUUGCAAUAAAUGAAUGGCUCAAGGACCCAAAAGUCAAAAACAGAAAAUACUGCGGCAACAAAAAAAGAACAAGAAAAAUACGACAGCAAGAAAAAUAACAAAAAGAAAAAAACAACUUUUUACCAAGACAAAGCGGCUGCGAAAGAUGGAAAAGAAAGGCACUUAAAAAUCCAAGGCAGGUGUACGACGGCGACGCUGGCGCUACGAAAUUAACUAGAAUUAAUUAGUUAAAAAAUAGAAAAAAUUACACUACACACACAACCAGCCAACGAACCAAUUAACAAAAGAAAAAACAAAAUUAGUGUCAUUUUAAUAAGAAGUCAAUUGAAAUGAUCUAGUAAUUCCAAUAAGAAAACACGCAGAGUUGAAAAUAAAUGCAAUAAAUAAACAAAGACAACUUGUAAGUUAAUAACACAUAUACCAUGAGCUCUUCCAUUGUGACAGCUAAUACUACUGCACCAGUAUCUGCCAUGGCUACUGCGGCUACAAAUUUAAUAGCUUCAUUGCCAGGUUCCCGUCAACAACCACCAACACAACAGCCAACCCCCACUGUAGCUGGAGCAAUUAUGCCAGCUAUGAAUGCACAAUUUCGUGAAAUUCAUAAAAACACCUGGCUCAAACGUUUAACGGCGGAGGGCAAAAAAGUCUGUGUGGGGCCUAAAAAAUCUGAACGCAGUUGGGUUGUCUUUUGUGUACACGAUGAUACUGAAGCACUAUUGGAAGGUUAUGCUGAACCAAGGCAGGCUCCAUCACAUAAUCCCGAAUGGAUUGUCUCCAUGCAGGAUACAUUACAUAUUUCUCACGCACUAAUUCCAAAUUCACAUGAAUUUGAGUUUGUUGUCACGCUCAGCAAUGAAGUGGUGCGUUUUCAUGCUAUGUCAUGGGAUAUUAUGCAAGAAUGGGUCGAAACAUUACGGUCAAAAUUAAGAGAAAUGAAAAUACUUUCACCCCGUGAAAAUCUCUAUACAAAAUUACCAGAAGUAAGGGCUCCACUAUUGCCAACAAGAGAUCCCACAUCCCCAUUACCAGCACCACCACCGGUGCCUGCAGCCAUAGUACCCGGUGUUGAAAGAGUUAUACCUCCUAGUGUUCAGCAACAACAGUCUACAACAGCAUUAGAAACAAAUGAAACGAGAAAUUCUCUCAACAAUACAGGAACAACUUCGCCUAUAACAAGCGAGACAAGCAUGGAAACAAUAACAACUACCCAAUCCACUUUUUCAACGGCUGCUAAUACAACUACAACACAAGCAUCAUUAUCUUCAACUACCACCUCCAAUAUGACAGCAGCUGUGCCGAAUUUAACUUCUAUGUCAAAUACUCUAACACAAAAUCUUUUAAAUAUGCUAUCGGAUCCCAUUAGUGCUUAUAGUGAACAAUUAAAUGAUGCUAAUUCCUCUUCAUCCUCCAUAGAACCAGAUGAAAUGGUUACAGGUUCAUCGUCUCUAUCUUUGGCCAUGGAACGUGAUUUUAACUUAAGUGAUUGUUCAACUGAGGAAGAAUUUAUAGGUCCAUUAUUACGAAAACCCAGUGCAAAUAACAGUGAUAUUAAUGGAAGUUUUACUAACAACAGUGUACGUUUAGAUGUUUUAGCAGCACAUCGCGCUUCAGCAGAUCAAAUAAGAAAUAUGGAAAAUAUUUUACAGUGUGAACGUUAUAUACCAAGACCACAAACAUCACGCUCCCUAUCAGCUGGAGCUGUAGACAAAUCUAAAAGACAAAAUAUUAAUCAAAAAGUUGAAGCUAAUAGCAAAUUAUCAUCCCUAAUGGUUGCCAAUACUAGUAGUAAGGGAAAUAAUAUAACAGAACUAGAAGUUAAUUCCGAAAAUUCUACACCAUCAACAACAUCCAGUGAUAACUCUACGAAUACGAAUAUUACAAUAAUACAAGUAUCAACAGAAAAUCGAAACGAUAAGACGACAGCAACUAGUGCUAGUGGAGAAAAUAAUUAUGAACCACCAAAAUUGCCACAUAAAACAACAACAUCAACAGCAGCUACAGCAGAUGUAUUUAAAUUUCCCGAUGCCCAUGUGUCAGUCACGAAAAAUAUAAAACAUCAUGAAUAUAAAAGUAAUGUACAAAUAAUUCCGUCCAGUAGUAAUAAAAGUAACAGUAGUACCAGCAGUAGUAGUAGUAAUAGUAAUCUCAACAAUAGCAGUACUAUACAAGUAAUGGGCAAUUCCACCACAAUGGUGGGUGGUAAUCAAUAUACAACUCCAGUUAAAAAAACGCCAGCAGCUGCCAGUGUUGCAUCAACAAUAAUAGAUGAGCAUAGCAAAAUAACAACAGUACAUGUAGCAGGUACUGAUAACACAUAUGGUACAUGUUUUACACCACCCUCAUCAUCAUCCGCCUCGACAUCACAUACGUCCACACCUAAAAUGCCUAAAAAAAUUAUAUUAUCAGCUAAUACAUCCGGAAUUACAAAUAUUACAGUGAAUAACACAACAACCAGUGAAGAAAUGUCCGCAGUAGUGUUAAGAAAAAAUUCAAUUGGUGGGAAAUUAGAAAAUGAAUUUGCCAUUUCGUCCGCUAACUCUAAUUCAGCGAAUUUAAAUAAAAACAAUGGACUUCAUUAUGAAAAGGUAUUCCUUUCAUCUACCGCUACCAUAAGCACAACUGAUGCCUUUGGUAGUGUACAACCCACAUCAUCAACAUCUCAAAAUAUUACACCAUUAUCACCGAAAUGGAGUUCUCCUCUUCACCGACAUUCAAAACAACGCAAUAAAGAGGAAAUAACAGCAUCACCAUUGGGAAAAUCGUUAGCCAACACAAAUGGUGUGGACAAAAAAGUAAAACUACAAAAUGCCACAACUAAACAACACAGUGGCGAACAACGGCACAAAUCGCCUACACAAAUGCCGCUGCAUACAGCUGAUCAGCCAAUGUCUUCUAUCAAUAUGGGCAGUCCAGUUAUGGCUAGAAGAAGAUUUGUUUCUCCUUCAAAUAGCAGACCCAUACAAACUGCUGCACCUAGGCCUCCAUUUAUACUAACAAGAGGACUAACAGAAGCUGUCAUAACUAGUAGACCUAGUCGAAAAGAUUUUCAUUUCCUUAAUAAACUGUCUGUGGCAAAAACAAAAUCCUCAAAUACAAACAGUAAUAGUAAUAAGUCAUCUAACACGACCAAUAAUAAUGAAAAUGGUUCUGGUUCUUCCGCAUCUACAACAACAACACCCUCACAUUUAGCCGUGAAUCGUACAACAUCUGAAGCUUUAGAACAGCGCAGGCGUAGUUCGUCAACUUCAGAUGCCCAGUCACAACGCCAUACGCGCGGUACUAAUAACAAUGACCCCUCUAAUCGUGCUAACAUUGGAAGUAGUGGCGGAGGACCUUUACGUCAACCACCACAGCCUUUUCGUUUAGCUGAAAAUAUUCUUGGUGUAAGUUCUAGUCCUGGUAAUACCACAUCACCGGCGAAACGUAUGACUUUAAGAGAACAACAAGUAAUGCAAUUGCGACGUGAAAUAAUGCAUCCUGGUGGUGUUCGUUUGCAAUUAAGGCGUAAAGAUUGUGUAGGUUCUAUUGCAUGGGUAGAUGCUUUUGGUGCUGUGUGGGUGGCUGGUUGGAAGCAAAAAGAACAUCCUGUUUUAUAUAAUGCCUUACAUAUAGGCGAUCAAUUGCUGUCAAUAGCUGGUGUAACAAUAAGUUCAGCAACAGAAGCUAAUAAAAUUAUACGCAAUACCAAUACACUUUUUGUCGAGGUCUUGGUACGUCGUAUACCAUUUGGCCGUGGCUAUGCUAUACGGCGCGAAAGAGAAGGUCAAUGUUUAGGUUUAAUACGUGAUGGUAAUACAUCUACAAUAGUUGAUGUAGUACCAAAUAGUUUGGCAGCUAGACAUGGUCUACCUCCAAAGGCUCAGUCAUGUGAUGGUACUACUCUAACAUUUUGGGUACUCACAGAAAUAAAUGGCCGUCCAUUAAAUUUAUUUUUUAAAGACAAUGAAAUACGCGAUCGCUUAAACUCGGUUGGUCGUGAUAUUUCCAUAUUGGUGCAGCCGUCAGAUUUAAUAACAAAACUUAAGAAACAACUGAAAUCAUUACGCGGCUAUAAGGAUUAUUUGGUGCAAUAACCCUAAAUUAAUUAAUUACUUGUAAAACAAACAAAACAGAAGCUAAAAGCAUUCAAAUUUUAAGACACAAUCUCUAAUUGGUAAGAUUUUUUUUACUUUUCAAUUGAUUUCUUCAUUUCAUUUUUUUUAGUAAACAUUAUCAUUCCAAGUUUAAUAAUGCAUAUUUAAAAGAAAAACUUUAUAAUGUCUCAAACAAGUUUUCUUAUAAUGAAAAACUUAUAUAGUCAGUAUAUAUUAGCUGUAGUACUUAAUACAUUCAAAUGUACUACAUUUUAGACAUACAUACAAACAUAUAUAAAGUACUUAUAUACAAACAUAUAUAUAUAUAUAUAUAUAUAUAAAUAUAUAUAUAGACAUUUUGAUAUAUAUA